Messenger RNA from Aureobasidium pullulans EXF-150, 1629 nucleotides. RefSeq lists its product as uncharacterized. Bases 1 to 1629 code for a protein of 542 amino acids. NCBI's taxonomy places the organism in Eukaryota, Fungi, Ascomycota, Dothideomycetes, Dothideales, Saccotheciaceae. The record is from RefSeq and is a predicted model, not a curated record. The transcript is spliced from 2 exons.
AUGAGCAUAGACGCUGGCGGUCUCGCUCAGAUGACUUUUAACGGUUUUCCCUCCAACGGCCUUGGCGCUCCCGGCUCUGGCUUUGCUUCUAGAAACAGAGGAUCCCACAACCACAAGCGCCUCAGCGUUGGCCUCCCUCAGCAUAUCAACCCUGCUGAGAGCCACUCUGACACAAACCCUACUCCUCGCACCUCGCGUUCCCACCUUCUCGCCGGUCUCCGCACCGCCCCGAAGACGCCGGCCGUGCCGGCUUCCGCUCCUUACAACCAGAUCGACUACCAGUCCCAGCUUGCUACUACUGCCAGCUUUGGUGGCAACCACUACGGUGGCCGUCAACAACAGCAGCAGCAACAGCAGCAGCAGCAGCCGCAGCGCCAUCACUACCAGCAACACCAACAACAACACCAGCAGCAGCAGCAGCAGCACAUGUAUUCUAUGCCCGAGCAGGUCUUGGCCCCUCCCACCUUCUACGGACAGGAGGCCGAGAUGGACCCCAAUGUGAUGGAGCAGCUCCAGCUCACUAGCCUGUUCCUCGCUCAGCGCCAGCAGCAACUCCAGCAGCAGCUCGCCGCUAUCACGGCUGCUGCCAGCACUGCUCAGUUGCAAGGCUUGAACCUCAACCAAUUCCAGCAGCCCAUGUCCCCUCAAGUUAACGCCUAUGGUCAGCAGCAGCAGCAGCGCGCUCAGCACUCGCCCAUCGAGGUGCCUGGUCAACCUGGUCUCUACCUUGUGUACAACCCUAUGACCGGCCAGUACCAGUACGCUGUCGACAACAACGCUCAAUCGCCCAUGUCUCCUGUCUCGCAAAACCAGACCGGCUUCUUUAAUGUCGAUACUCCUCAGAAGCAGCAGCCUGUCUUCCGUGCCGAAAUCUCACCUCCACCUACCGAGCGUCCUACACCCACCGGUUCUCGCUCCAUCACUCCUCCUAAGAAGACUUCUUCGCCUGCAUCAAGUCUCGCUCACGUCGAGCCACUGCCCCCUCCGUCCGCCAACGCUUUCCGCCGUGGACACAAGAAGGCAUCUUCCCUUGCAAUCAACGCCUUGACUGGUGUGUCAGACGGACCCAAGACGAGCAGCGUUGCUACCUUCGGCUCAGCCAGGACCGUUUUCCCACCCACACCCAUGACUGGUACCUUCGGACCUGGUGCUGCUCGUGCUGGAGAACACCCUAUCCGUCAGCCUCGUGGCCCACCUCCGCUUGAAGAGCUCAUCGCUUUGCCUACAAGCAAGCACGAGGGCAGCAAGAACUUCGCAACCCGUCAACGCCGCCGUGCUCUCGAUAACCUUGUUCGUGCUGGUUCUUUCCGUCGUGCUGUCAGCGGAUCUCCUCGCGGCAGCCCCAUCAGCGAGCGUGAACUGCACUUCCAGUCGGAGGAGGACGAGCCUUGCUUCCGCAAGCAGAGCCCCAUCGGUAGUGAGCGUAAUGCUAAGAGAAGCUCCAAGGACAGCCUUGAGGGCCUCGGUGCCGGUGGUGCUGUUCAGACUCCUGUCAGCGAGAAGGGCGAUGCCUUUGACAUGGGCUCCUUCGCCAAGCAGCUUCCCAGCCCCAUUCAGCAAGGCUUAGGUCGCAGACACAUGAUGUUGGGCGUGCUUAGCGCAGCCGAGAAGAGAAAGAGCAUGUUCUAG